UAUGCUAAUCACGCUUAUUUCCUGGAAGCUUGCUUCUCGAAAUACUUGUUCACUGUUCCUAGAAGUUCUCAGUGCUCAGUAGAUCUGUUAAAGAGCUCUUUCCAGUGAAUAACUAUCUGUUGUGACAAAGACCUUCAGUUCUGAGAAAGCCUGUUAACCAUUAGCCUUUCUUGGAGCCUGUCAAGGUCAAGGCAGCUCUCAGACACAUUCUCCAAGAAAGCAAAUCUCUCUAUCUAACAAAGAAGUACAAAGAAGUUGCUGAAAACCUGUCCAAAGUUGAAGGAAUUGACAGUCAAUUGUUUCUAGAGGUAGUGGACUAAUCCAUCAGAGAUGGCGCUGUGGGAAAAGUCGAUGCGACUACAAGGUCCUCUAUUGGAGCAGAUGAAGUGUUUGUACGGACCUCGCUUCCCAAUAGAGGUCCGACACUACCUCGCUAUAUGGAUUGAGCAGCAAGGAUGGGGUGAGAUAGACCUCGAGAACCCGCUGCACGAACAGGAAGCACGACGAUUAUUCGACAGCAUGCUACAAGCACUACAAGAUUUGAUAACUACCUAUGCCACCAACUUCAUCACUAAAACACAACUGGAGGCGCUCUAUUCCCACAUGAGUAACGAGUACUACCAGCAUCCGCUGGAGUUGGUGCGUGUGGUUCAAGAGUGUCUGCUCAAGGAGCAAGAACUUGUCGACAAACAAGACCACCUCAAUGCACCGUCCCCCAUAGGCCGCACCCCCUCCAAUCAGGCGCAGAUACAGCAGUACCUGACUAGCAUCAUGGCCAAGACAGAGGGUAUGGAGACCACCUUCAGAGAAAUAUCUGCUAAACUGGAGAAGUACAUACUGCAGUUCCAGGAGGCCUAUCAGAUUGAUGCUGCGUUCCAACAGGGCAACAGAAUCCCUCCUGAUCAGAUAGGAAGAUAUCGUCAGAGAAAGGCUCAGUUGGACCAGGUCUUGAGGGCAGGGUCAGAGGAAAUCAGAAGAGUGUGCACAGCUCUGUCCCAGCACUUUGCAGAGGGUAUUGAGCAGAUUCGUCACUGUCAGAAUUUGUUAGUAAACCACGAAUUAGCCAACUGGAGUCAAUCUCAGAGACUCUUCAGCUUUGAGGAUGAUCGAGGCAAGCUAGAGUUGAACAACAUGCAGCAAUGGUUUGAAGCUCUAGCCGAGCUGCUAUGGCGAAACAGACAGCUGGCUAAACAGUACGAGAUGUUCCGACAGCGUGUGCCUCAGGGCAUCCUCACACCUGACCAGUUCACUGGCCUCACUCAACACCUCACCAAGCAGACCAUAGAUCUCAUUCAAUCGAGUUUUGUUCUUGAGAAACAACCACCUCAAGUGAUCAAGACCUCCAACAGAUUCUCAGCCGUCGCUAGGUUACUGGUGGGCAGCAAACUCAACAUUCAUCUAGGGCAGCCUGAAGUGGUUGUGUCCAUUAUCAAUGACAAACAAGCAAAGUCUCUCUUGGAUAGUCCGGAUAAAAUGAUUCCUAAUAGCUUUGGGUCAGGGGAGAUCAUGAACAACAGCAAGACAAUGGAGUACAACCAACAAAAUGGCGUCGUCUCUUCCUCCUUCAACUUCAUGCAGCUGAGACGAAUCAAGAGAAACUCUGACAAGAAAAGCAACGAGAUGGUAACAGAGGAGAAGUUUACGCUGCUGUUCCGUACCCAGUUUGCAGUGGGAGGGGGUGAGCUGGAGAUCAACGUAAGAACGUGUUCUCUACCAGUGGUGGUCAUAGUACACGUGACCCAGCAACCUCAAGCAGAGGCUACCAUCUUCUGGGACGAUGCUUUCGCUGAGUCUAGUCGUGAACCGUUCCAAGUGCCCGUCUCCGUUAGUUGGCCUCAACUCUCCGAAGCUCUCAACUGUUACUUCCAUGCUCAAACCGGCCGUGGAUUAACCCCUCAGAAUCUAGAUUACCUUGGCCGUAAGCUCCUAGGGAUUUCUCCAGAAGAGGACUUGUCUCAAAAGAUUGUUACUCGACAGCAAGUUUGCAAGGAUCAAAUGAGAGGCCGCAGCUUCACAUUCUGGGAGUGGUUUUACAAGCACUUGGACCUCGUCAAAACCACCCUCAAGAGAGAGUGGGUGGAAGGGUCCAUUCAGGGGUUUGUCCAGAAGGUAGAUGCCGAGAACAUGCUCCGGAAUUGUACCCCAGGGACCUUCCUCAUUCGAUUCAGCGAGGGGGAGCCAGGGGGUGUGUCCAUCGCCUGGGUAACGGAAGGUGACCUGACGAGCAGCGACGCUCAGGUGUUGAGUCUGGCACCAUGGAAUAAACAUGAUCUGGGCAUGAGGGGUUUUGCUGACAGAAUGCACGACCUGACCCACCUCCUCUAUCUCUUCCCCAACGAGCCCAAAGACAAGAUCUUUGGAAAGUACUACUCCCCAGCACCCAUUGAGACGAAUGCUCGUGGGUACAUCCCUGCCGACCUGCGUGCCUCCAUUCCCUAUCACAUGACUCAGAGAUCAGGCGGCAGCAACCCCAAUAGUCCCGCCCCUUCCAUCGUGUCCAUUGGGACUCCCCUCUCUCCUCCAAACUGGCCUGGGGGCCCUAAUGGUGGCUUUGGCAGUGACCUUGGUCUGCCGGUACUGGACUUCCCUGGCAGUGGCCUGGGUGGAUCGUUUGAUGCUGGUGAUUUGAUGCUCGAUGUCCCCUCAGUCAAUAACACCAUGCAUCAGUGAACUCUGUGCGUAGGACUGUGUAUAAUUAUUUUAUAUUAUCAAUUCUGUCUAUUUUUCUUUCCAAUAAUUUUAUUAUUACAUGUGCAUGCGUUAGUGGGUUUGUAAUGCUACUUUAGUAGUGAUGCAACAGCUGUCUCAAUAGAUCUUGUUUACUGUUCUCAACUUCUCUUUUAUGACCACUAACUCGAUCUCAAGUUUCCUACUGAUGUAUCGCUAAAUUCAUGCCUUUAUUGUUUAAAUUCCAUAAUCUCCUUCACCACUUGUUUAA
Messenger RNA from Halichondria panicea, 2938 nucleotides. Its product is annotated as signal transducer and activator of transcription 5B-like. Lineage: Eukaryota; Metazoa; Porifera; Demospongiae; Suberitida; Halichondriidae. The transcript has 21 exons. Gene Ontology annotation, molecular function: RNA polymerase II cis-regulatory region sequence-specific DNA binding; DNA-binding transcription factor activity, RNA polymerase II-specific. Gene Ontology annotation, biological process: defense response; regulation of transcription by RNA polymerase II; cell surface receptor signaling pathway via JAK-STAT. The coding region runs from base 331 to 2670 and encodes 779 amino acids. The record is from RefSeq and is a predicted model, not a curated record.